AUGGCUUUGGUUGCAGUGGGCGCUUGCUAUAUGGACACGAUUUUAACGUUUGUCUCAUUCUUAGCCUCACGUACGUCAACUCCAAGGGUUAAUGCAUUAAAACAUUCUUGUAGGACACCACACUACCCAGCUGAGGAUGAAAAACAACGGGCAACGAGUAUUUCUCGUCGACGAGGGGAAACUGUCCUUCAGCAACUGAUAGCCGCGUCAUAUCAAUCACUUUCGCUGCACCUUGUCUCCGUGUUGCCUGCUAGGUUAUCUUCUGCUUCACAAUACAUCAUUUCAGAUUUGGAACCGGGAGUCCAGCUGAAGCAAUGUAUAUUCCGAGAGGCAUCGCAGGAGCCAGCUUCGUGUUACAUCAUUAAGAGCCAAGCUACUGGCAGCAGAACAGUAGUCAAUCAUAAUGAGUUGCCUGAGAUGACAGUCGAUGAGUUUAUCGAGAAUGUCCAAAGGCUAGAACCCUGCCCGACAUGGGUUCACUUCGAAGGCCGCAUCCCCGAGGUGACUCGAGAAUGUAUUCGAUACGUUCAACGACAAUUUCCCUCCGCAAGCGUUAGUGUUGAGAUUGAGAGACCAGGUCGCCCGGGCCUUCAGGAACUCGCGAAACUGGCAAAUGUGGUUUUCUAUGCAAAGUCAUGGGCACUGGUCAGUAUCCAGACUCCGCGAAGCUGA
This is a messenger RNA of Penicillium chermesinum, 672 nucleotides long. RefSeq names its product pfkB family kinase. Bases 1 to 672 code for a protein of 223 amino acids. The transcript has 3 exons. The record is from RefSeq and is a predicted model, not a curated record. NCBI's taxonomy places the organism in Eukaryota, Fungi, Ascomycota, Eurotiomycetes, Eurotiales, Aspergillaceae.